Triticum turgidum subsp. durum (durum wheat) is the source of this 2091-nucleotide messenger RNA. The record is from the annotation of a GenBank genome assembly. Lineage: Eukaryota; Viridiplantae; Streptophyta; Magnoliopsida; Poales; Poaceae.
AUGAUUUUAUGUUUCAAGUCAGAUACUAGAGUCCAACCUUUUUUUGCUGGUACCAUUCACAGGUUCUAUGACGAGGGGAGAAAGCCAGCGAUACCGAUUCAACAGAAACAGGCAGCGUUCGCUGCUAGUAAACUUGGCGUUGCGAGCUCAGGGAAGAACAAGAUUUUCGUGGGAGGGGAUGCGCAGCAGUACAAGAUUUUCGAUCCAUCUAGCGACUUCAUCUUGAUGUGGAACCGCAUUUUCCUUUUUUCGUCCUUCCUUGCUCUAUUUAUAGAUCCCCUGUACUUCUACGUGCCAAAAAUCGUCUAUGGCGACACCUAUUCCUGUGUUGGGACAGACAGGCAUUUGACCAUCAUCAUUACAUUCUUCCGAUCAAUUGCCGAUCUCUUGUAUGUGAUUCACAUCAUAAUGAAGUUCAGAACUGCAUUUGUUAAAACUAGCUCAACCUUGCGGGUUUUCGGGAGAGGAGAUCUUGUCACAGACCCUAAAGAGAUUGCAUGGAAAUAUUUGAGAUCUGACUUUGCAAUUGAUGUGGUGGCUGCAUUGCCUUUGCCGCAGAUCAUAGUCUGGUAUGUGAUACCAGCUAUCAAGUAUUCUGGUGCUGAGCAUAACAAUAACAUUCUGGUGCUUAUAGUUCUUGCUCAGUAUCUUCCAAGACUAUAUCUCAUAUUCCCUUUAACUUAUGAAAUUGUCAAAGCUACUGGAGUUGUCGCAAAGACUGCCUGGGAAGGGGCUGUGUACAACCUGCUACUUUACUUGAUAGCUAGUCAUGUUCUAGGUGCACUAUGGUACUUGCUAUCUGUUGAUCGCCAAACAGCCUGCUGGAAAAUGAAUUGCAGGAAUGAAAGUGAUUGUAAUAUUAGGUACCUAGACUGUGAUACACCAAAUCAGACAUGGGCUAGUACGACUAAUCUCUUCAGCAGCUGCAAUGCUAGUGAUGACAACAUCACCUUCGACUAUGGCAUGUUUCAGCCUGCACUGUCAAAUCAAGCGCCUGCUCAGGGUUUCUUGAGAAAGUUCUUCUAUUCCCUUUGGUGGGGUUUACAGAAUCUUAGUUGCUACGGCCAGACACUUUCUGUGAGCACCUACAUUGGUGAGACACUGUACUGUAUAUUCUUGGCAGUACUUGGUCUUGUCUUGUUUGCGCAUUUGAUUGGAAAUGUGCAGACCUACUUGCAAUCUAUCACUGUGAGGGUUGAGGAGUGGAGAUUAAAGCAAAGAGAUACGGAGGAGUGGAUGAGACAUCGCCAACUUCCUGAUGAACUGCGGGAAAGAGUUAGACGAUUUAUCCAGUACAAGUGGCUUGCAACUCGAGGUGUGAAUGAAGAGUCUAUAUUACAGGUUUUACCAGCAGAUCUACGACGUGACAUUAAACGCCACCUUUGCUUGGAUCUUGUUCGCCGGGUGCCGUUUUUCUCCCAGAUGGAUGACCAACUUCUAGAUGCCAUCUGUGUGCGUCUUGUAUCAUCACUGUGCACAAAGGGGACAUACAUUGUCCGUGAGGGUGAUCCGGUGACUGAGAUGCUUUUCAUCAUCCGUGGGAAACUAGAGAGCUCCACAACAAAUGGUGGCCGCACAGGCUUUUUCAAUUCAACUACACUGAAAGCUGGUGAUUUCUGCGGUGAGGAACUUCUUGGGUGGGCUCUUGUCCCGAAGCCGACCGCUAGUUUGCCAUCAUCCACUCGCACAGUGAAGGCACAAAUAGAAGUGGAGGCCUUUUCACUCCAGGCUGAGGAUCUCAAGUUUGUGGCCAGCCAAUUUAGGCGGUUGCACAGCAAGAAGUUGCAGCACACUUUCCGAUACUACUCACACCAUUGGAGAACCUGGGGCGCGUGCUUCAUCCAAGCUGCCUGGCGGCGGUACAGGAGGAGGAAGAUGGCGAAAGACCUGAGUAUGAGGGAGUCAUUCAAUUCCGUGAGAUCAGAAGACUCGGAUGGUGAAGAUGACCCUCCACCCAAGAAGAAUAUCUCUCUAAGAAUGAUGGCCGGGAAAGUCAUGGCUGGGAACAGGAAAGGGCUUCAGGCCAUAAAAGAGUUGCCGACACUGAAGAAGCCGGACGAGCCAGAUUUCUCGGUCGAACCCUACGAGUAA